AUGGGGGAACUCAGCGGCGAUGGGCCACUGCGGCUGGAAAUGGGGUUUCCGGGGGUAGCGGCGCCCCCGCCGCGGGGCACGCUAGCCAAGCUCAAGAUUCGGUUCAAGGAAACCUUCUUUCCGGACGACCCGUUCAGGCAGUUCAAGGGGCAGUCCCUCGGUGCCAAGUGGGCCCUCGCCGCGCAGUACGUGUUCCCCAUCCUCCACUGGGCUCCGAAGUACAGUCUCAGCCUCUUCAAGUCGGACCUCGUCGCCGGCCUCACCAUCGCCAGCUUGGCCAUCCCACAGGUUCGGGAUUCUCUGCUCCUCCACCGCCGCCGCCAACGACGUUAUCGUAACCCCUAAACUUGUUUGCUCUCCCCUGGUCUUCUUUCGCAGGGUAUAAGCUACGCCAAGCUCGCCAAUUUGCCGCCCAUCAUAGGACUUUGUAAGAAGAUUCCCACAAUAUUCUAGCUUUUAAUCAAGCGAUUAAAUACAUGAACAUGUUGAUCUGAACUUACGGGUUGUGUAACUGAACUCUACACCAUCCAGACUCGAGUUUUGUGCCGCCGCUGGUGUACGCGGUCCUGGGCAGCUCGAGGGAUCUCGCCGUGGGACCAGUCUCCAUCGCCUCCCUCAUCAUGGGGUCAAUGCUCCGGCAGGCGGUGUACCCUAACAAUGAUCCCUACCUCUUCCUGCAGCUUGCCUUCACUUCCACCUUGUUCGCCGGCCUCUUCCAAGCGAGUCUCGGCAUCCUCAGGUAGAGUAUGAUUCCUUUGAGGCCAUCUGGUCGCUGCUCUCCAUCUAGCGCUUACGGAUUCCGCAUGUGGGUGAUGGUCUCCAGGUUGGGUUUCAUCAUCGACUUCCUCUCAAAGGCCACCCUCAUCGGCUUCAUGGCGGGCGCUGCCAUCAUCGUCUCGCUCCAGCAGUUAAAGGCCCUCCUUGGUAUCUCCCACUUCACCAAACAGAUGAGCCUCAUCCCUGUCCUCAGCUCUGUCUUCCAUAAGACUGAUGAGGUAUCUCUCUCUCUAUAUAUAUCUAUAUAUGUGUGUGUGUAUAUAUAUAUAUACACACACACCCAGGAAACUGACCAUGUUGUGGGUUCCAGUGGUCUUGGCAGACGGUGCUGAUGGGUAUCUGCUUCUUGGUCUUCCUGCUGCUUGCAAGACACAUCGUAAGUGCAUAAUUUCCCUUGAUUAGCUUCACCGUAAAGUACAAAAAGGCCUGUCUUGUUGCGUUAAGUGAGAGUCGUCGACCGUUAGCUCUCUCUCCAGCUGGAAAGCCGACAGAGACCCCCCAUUCUUGACUUCCGGUCCUUAGAAACCAUUCCGACCAUUUUCAACGGCCUUUCCAUGGUGAAACAGCGACGGAUUAGGCCGUGCUCUCAUCUGCAGUCAAGAGAAUCCACAUGUCGCAAGACUCCAAGGACUAGGGUUUCGAAGGAGGAGCACUGUUCUUUUUGUCAGCUUGUUUAUCAGGUCAUACCUUGCCGGGAGCGAGGGGAUAGAGAGAGAGAGAGAGAGAGAACAUGGAGGGGUCACGGGAUUGUUCACGUGAGUGAACAGAAGUAGGCAACAUGUCCCUUGCACCUAUCUUCGCUGACGUGUUUCUAUCUUCUAACCCACCCUCAUUUCGAUUUCUACUUCUAAUCUGUUAAUCUAAAGAGUUAGGUUUUCAGAAUCGGUGGUUACUGCAGCUUGGAUUUAUCGAAUCGAACAUCUGUUCUACUAUAUAGUAAUAUUUGUAUUUUAUACACUAUUUUUUUUGUAUUAUGCAUUCAUUAUUUAGGAGUUUUCUGGUAGGAAAUGGCAGAAGACAGUGGCACAAAUCCCUUAAAACCAAGCAAUUUCUUGUCCAAAACAUAGGAUUCUUGGGAGCAUAUGACCAGAGCUCGAUCCGAUCUGAAAGAAGCUCUUGUGCUGAUUUCAAUCAUCCGUCUGAGAGACAGAUCUUACAUCUUUCUUGGAUCCUUUAUCUGAUCUUUUUCUCAUGCUGCCUGGGUCAACCCUCCUGAAUCUCCAGUUUCUAGAUGGCAGUCGUCUGGGGCAACUACCAUCUCGACCUUGCUUUCUCAAAUCGAACGUGCAAGUAACAUUUACUUUCACGCAAUAGUUUAGAAAAUAAUUUUGCUAGUUUUGCUUUGCGGCGGACGAUUUCGGAAGCCCAACGCAGGUGACUUGAUAAGAACUGGGGUGGAACCGGCCCGGGCCCUGAGCUAUGGCUUCGUUUACAUGGCCCAGACUCGGAUAAAAGUCUAAAAGUCUACCCUCCCCCAGACACCUACAUUGCCCCGGCUUGGGUUAUUGUCUUGACCAACCCCGCCCCCCUGAGCAUCUAGAGAGAGAGAGAGAGAGAGAGUUGUUGACGCGUGAGCGUCUAUGGAAUAGACAGCAGGAAAAUCAACUUUUGAGACGAGCCCUCCCUUUUGGGCCACCCUUUUAGACAAGUCUUAUUUUUCUUCGCAAGAUUUUGAGUACCACUCCGGGAUCGAAUGUGAUUUCACUGUUUACACAGUUUCCACCAGGAAAACGAUAUAAAUAUGUAAAGAAGGAUAUACGAUACACGACAAGAAAUCGACCCCUUAUUAGGGUUGGAAUAACAGUAGAUUGAAUUUGCAAGGGGUGCUAGUGACCAUAUGAAACCUAGGGAGGGGAGAAGCUUAUCCACAGCAUGGGACUCCCUCACCAGAAGAAGCCAAGAACAGACAUGAUAACAGGCAGGAAUACCAAAAAGCUGCCUGAAUAUGUAAAGGGUUAUUACAACCUGCACUCUUUUGUCUUCGACGAACAGUCCCUGAACCGUGCGCUCCACCCUGGUUGAGUCCGUCUCCUUCCGUCUUUCAGAGCUAUAUAAUUUAUCUUUUUGCCAACGUACAUACAUUUACUCUCUCUCUCUCUCUCUCUCUCUCUCUCCCGCUCUCUUAUAUGAUUAGGUGCCCUUGGAUAUGACAGACUAAAAUCUGUAAGUCAACUCCGGUGCUGGAGAGUCACCAACAGGGGUCUGGAGUUAUUCACAACCAUGUGGUCUUUGAAGAGUGCUGAAACAUUGAUGAAUGUAGAAAACACCAGAUGGAAAGAUAUGGCAGGGCCAAAGAUGGAUCUCUCUCUAUUUUAGUAGGCACAGAUGAUCGUCAAACUUUCGAUUGAUUUCCAAAUAUGUAGUGUUAUCUUGUGGUCCGAGAGCCAGAUUUAUUCACGAAUUCUCACUGUGGAACCUAACACUGGUGGUCCGGAUGGAACAGAGCAUGAGGAACCCCAAGCUAUUCUGGAUAUCCGCUGGAGCUCCGUUGACCUCUGUGAUAAUCUCCACGGCCCUGGUCUUCGCGUUCAAGGCUCAACACCAUGGCAUCAGUGUGGUCAGUCCUCUCUCUCUCUCUCUCUCUCUCUCUCUCUCUCCCUCUCGAUAGACACGUAAAUAGAUAUAUAUAUGUAUAUAUAUAUAUAUAUAUGGAUAGAUAGGAUUUGUUGGUAAUGUUUUCGGUGCUUCGUGAAGAUUGGAGAACUGAAGAAAGGGCUUAACCGUCCUUCUUGGGAUAUGUUGAGGUUCGACGGGCACUACCUGUCCGUCGCUAUCAAGACGGGGCUGGUCACUGGGAUCAUCUCUCUCACUGUGAGUUCCCAGCCCAAGCACGCUUCUAAGGGAGGAGGAAGAAAGUCUUAUCUCUCCUUAAUCUGAUUUAUCUCCCUCUCUUUACAAACCCAGGAAGGGAUCGCUGUGGGGAGAACAUUCGCCUCACUCAAGGACUACCAGAUUGACGGGAACAAGGAGAUGAUGGCCAUCGGGCUGAUGAACGCGGUGGGCUCCUGCACCUCCUGCUACGUAACCACAGGUAACGAAUAUCGCCGCUCACUAUCAUCUACUGAGACAGGAAGAUCCUCUCAUGACGGGGUCCUCUGACGACUUGCGCCAUGAGCAGGGGCCUUCUCGAGGUCAGCGGUCAACUACAACGCCGGGUGCAAGACAGCGAUGUCGAACGUCAUCAUGGCGUUGACGGUGAUGGUGACCCUCCUCUUCCUGAUGCCCCUUUUCGCCUACACGCCGAACGUCGUCCUCGGGGCCAUCAUAAUCACCGCCGUCGUCGGCCUGAUCGACCUCCCGGCGGCGUACCUCGUAUGGAAGAUGGACAAGAUGGACUUCCUGGUCUGCGCAUGCGCCUUCCUCGGCGUCGUCUUCAUCUCCGUCCAAGACGGGCUCGCUGUCGCCGUAAGAUCUCUCGUCGUCUCCUCUUCAAUUCGUUUCACUGCUUGAUAUUCUUCUCAUCCAGAUGAUAAUCUACGCAGGUGGGGAUAUCGAUAUUUAGGGUUCUUCUGCAGAUCACGAGGCCGAAGAUGGAGGUGCUGGGCAACAUCCCCGGGACGGACUUAUACCGGGGCCUUCAUCAGUACCAGACCGCCAGGAGGAUCCCUGGGUUCCUCAUCCUCGCCGUCGAAGCCCCCAUCAACUUCGCCAACACCACCUAUCUUAACGAAAGGUGAUCGCCCUCAUCAGAGAGAAACCACGCACAUUUAAUAUCUGCCCUUGUCGCAGAACUCUACAUGUUCAUUAAUUGCGCUCGCAUGAAAUCGUCUACCUGUUGAACAGGAUCUCGAGGUUCAUAGAAGAGGAGAAUGCGGAAGCGGGGAAGCAGCACGCUCUUCGUUAUCUCAUCCUUGAGCUAUCAGGUAUUCUUGUCUUCUUGUUCCCUCCCUCCUUUCACAUCGUCGACCGCUCGUCGUUUCAUCGAACCAUCGACAGGAAGAAGUAAAUCCCAUGAGAGGAGUUCAGAUUAGGGUUUUUCACGUACUGAUGUGGUUCCUUCUUGGGGGUUCGACAACCUCAGCCGUGAGCGCCGUGGACACGAGCGGCAUCACGUUCUUCACCGAUCUGAAGAAGUCCAUGGCGAAGAGAGGCCUCGAGGUGAGAGAACAACAGACAAACAACGUAAUCAGAUUUCAGAACCAGUUGGUUGCUCCUCUUCAUCAUCCUCCUUCUCUCUGUGUGUAGGUGGCCUUCGUAAACCCAGUGGGGGAGGUGAUGGAGAAGCUGCAGCGGGCCAACGAGGCCCAUGGCUUUCUCGGCCCGGACUCCCUCUUCUUGACAGCCGGCCAGGCCGUUCUCUCCCUCUCUUCCCUGAUCAAGGAGCCAACACCCACUCAAGUCUAG
This is a messenger RNA of Spirodela intermedia, 5121 nucleotides long. NCBI's taxonomy places the organism in Eukaryota, Viridiplantae, Streptophyta, Magnoliopsida, Alismatales, Araceae. The record is from the annotation of a GenBank genome assembly.